UUGGAACAAUCCCCACGUUACAGUGGUGAGAUGUCUUCCUUACUAUUUAACUGAUUUCGAAACUGAUUGACUGUAUCAAUCGGGAUUUUCAUAGUUAUUUUUGCAGACAUUCGUAUUUUUACAACUGGGUCUUCCUCACAAGUGAAACGUAGUGAAAAUCUCGCUAAUACUAUCACAAAGAAGUUGGCUAACUUAGCUCUAAAGCUAGUAACUUAGCCAAGCUGACGUUAGCCCUCAAGUUUGUAAGCUGAUCAGUCAAUGAUAGAAUCUCGUCAAACAGAAAAUAAUAGAAAUGAUUAAACAGAUGGCGUAAACGCUUGUCACUUCACAAAUGAACACUUAACCCCGGAAGGUACUUUACUACCUUCUAAAUUUUGCGUGGAACUUGGUCGACGGCUUUACCUACUUCACUUGGAAUGUCGUGUAGGAACGGAAUGGUGCGGGGACUGGGAGGUAACCCUGGUCCGCAGCCUCUUCGUGCCACAGUUCCUUUCCAGCUCCACAACAAAGUUCAACCACAGUCCAAAGAUGCAGACCGGAACAAGGCCAGGCCCCCGAAGCCCACCCUACGCCGAACGCUGUCUCUGGACGCACUGGUGGCCCCCUACCUGCAAGGCCAGUGGCCAAAGGAGCCCGAGGGGCUGCCUGUCAGCAGCGUCAACGAUAAGGCCACACAGACUCCCAGUUCCUGGGCGGAGGAGGGCAGAGGGAGGAGAGGAGGUGGCGGCCACAAGCGCUCUGCAUCCUGGGGCAGCGCGGAACACCUGAGGGAGGUAGCCAAGCUACGCCAUUCGUUACAGAAGCGCUUUAGGCACGCCCCUCCAGCAGGAAGCAGUGAAAGGCCCUCCCACCCACUCCCUGGCACCCAUGCCCCCGGAGCCACACAGACCGUUCCACUGACCCCCUUGAAUCGCCUGGCCCCGCGCCUGAGGAGGAGUGUGGAGGGGCUCAACCUGGAGUUGGAGGGAGUGUUUGUGUCCGAGGCGCCAGAAGAACAACACCAGAUUCUGGACGCCCCAGAUGGCCACCGGGCCCCUGUCCCAACGCAGCGGUGCAGCAGUGGCUCUCAGAGCGACCCCUCUCCUGCCCAGCUCUCUCCCUCCCACUCCCCCUGUCCAAUGACUGACCCCGACAUGGUGGUGUGUGGGACCCUGUGCCCCUCGCCGUCUCCCUCCCCGCCGCCUGACGUGGCGCAGCCCUCCUCCCUCCUGCCCUCCUUCUCCCCGCGGCCCAACAAGACCUACGCCUUCCAGAGGGAGCCCCCCGAGGGCUGCGAGAAAGUGCGCGUGUGGGACGAGGCCGCAGCCGCCUCUCAAGGGGAGCCCCUCCUCCUCUCCCCCUCCUGCCCUGACCCCAAUAAGGUCAACUUCACCCCACACGGAGGCUCUGCAUUCUGCCCCGUCAGCCUCCUCAAGCCCCUCCUGCCCUCCAUGGACCUGCUCUUCCGCGGCCUCUCCGUCUCGCCGGUCACUGGCUGCUCAGGACAAAGCCCCACCCCUUGCCCAGCAUCGGGGCAUGCGGUUGGUGGGUACCUGAGCGGGCCCCUCCAAGACCCCACCAGCUCAACCAUGUAGCAGUGAAUUGACCACAGCUGGAGCAAUAGUGGGCUGAUGGACAACGGAUGAAAGAUGGCCUACUUUUUUUUUUUUGCCCACACAGCUUUUGAAUAGAAACCCUUAUGAAUAGACAUCUGGAUCACUAGUGAUAACGUAUUGCUUCCAAAAUGCAUCAAACCUCACAGAGGAGAAAACCAAUGACCAUACCUAGAAAAGCGAUCACGAGCAGUAGCAUGGCUAGUGGACACAUGUGGAAGGUUUCUCCACACAGUGAUGAAGCACUAAGAUUGGGUAUCCGUCUCAGGACAAACUCCUCAUGACCUUUCUAUGUCCUUGGAUUGGAUGUUGGUUCCUCUUAAUCUCUGCUCAAAUUUGGGAGGGCUGUUACUUUUCUUUCAUUUAUACAAGAGCAGAUAUUUAUGUGCCACCUUCUCAUUUUCUACAAUAGUGCUAUUUUUCUGAAACAGUAAAAGACAUACAGUACAUGUGGCCUCAAUAUCCCUUUUGGCACAUAAACUGUAGACCAGACCUUGUGACGUGCAGUCAAGCUGUCAUGAUGAAACGGUACAGCCAACCUCAUGGUGGCAGAUGGGAAUGGCCCGGCCAACAAGAAUCGGCACAGACUGGGAGUGAUGGGAUUCAAGCAGAACUGAACUGAACGCCUCUUAUGAAACUCGCUAGCAGUCUGGCCUUCCUGAAAAUACAUGGGCUGGACUGCUAUUUUCUCCAAAUCUCCCAACCCCUGCUGAAUUAGGUGUUUUAUAUUUUCUCUGCCAUUGUGAACAUUCUGGGCUAGUUCAGAAAGGGUUGGUCAUUAUUCAGGGUGAGUUUGGUCAGGCUUCGUUUUACAUUGAGUGUAUUCAGUAUCCCUCCCUGCUUACCUGUAACCAUAAGCUAAACUCUGAGGUAAAGUUUGCAGCUUCGAAAGUCACAGACAACACAGAGCAGCAGUACUGGCCAGAGUUGUAGUAGUAGGAGUCAAAGUCAAACGCUAAAACAGCCGGCCCAGUCUGAUCAAACCUACAAAAAGCUCCUCAGUUUUUGAAAAGUAUGUGGUAAUGUGUGGUACACAAUUUUAAUCUAUAAUCAUUCUGUUAAAAUGCUGUCUGGAAUGAAAGGUUAUUUUUUUAAUGAUUUGGCCUAGUUAAUGAUGACACAUUUGUGAAGACUGUAAGCAUUGCUUUGUGAAACGUGUGGCCACCUGCUGUAACUUUGGUGCUACUGUGCCUACAGACACACCUGUUUGGUGCCUUUUUAUUCUUUUUUUAUGGGGUGUUUAUGAUGAUUGUUUUUAAGAGCCAAAAAUAUGAAAGGGACAUUUCAUAAAACAAUUUGUCAUUUUAGGAGGUGUCUGUUCAGUAUGAGGGCUACACUUGUCUAUCUUAGCAUCCAAAGAAUCUAUUUAAGCACGUUUAGGCAGUAUGGUUGCCUCAUGAAAAAACAUGACCAUAGUUAUACAGUAAGUAUAGCCAUGUUGGAAAAAACUAGUACAAAGUUGUAUUUUGUUCUCUGUUGUCAUUGUUAGUGUUCACUUUAGUGUUUGCAUCUGUAAUACGAUAUACAUUUUUGUAUAUAUUUUUUCACAAAUCUAGUGUAGCAUACAACAAGGCUGUAUCAUCAGAGGGUAUGCAUAUUUCUGUUUGUUGAACAAGAGCACUUAAUCUUGUGGUAGUUUUCCACAAGCUACCAUAUUCAUUCUUCAGUUGAAAAAAAAAAACCUUUGAAGGUGCAGUCAUGGUUGGAUAUGAAGGCAAGCUUAUCCUUCAGUAUUGUUCAUCACCUUUGAGUUUGAACCGUUCUUUCAGAGCACAACAUUUCAGUCAAGUGUAUACUGUUGUAGAUGUAUUAGUUAAGAUAAUGUUUUGAGGAAAAAUAAUGUUUCGCGUGCUUCUCCAUACAAUCAGUCGUUUUGCUUGCAAAUUGUUUACACAUUGGUGGUUCAAGGUUGUCUUCCAAGUUGCUGUACAGCAUAUUUUUCAUGUAUUGCAGAUAUUGGAAAUUUGUGUUCAGGCUGUCUUUAGAGUUCAGCUGUGUUAAUAAUUUGAGUCAUUUGACGAAUUAAAAGACAGACUUCUAACUUUGAA
This is a messenger RNA of Sardina pilchardus (European sardine), 3640 nucleotides long. RefSeq names its product family with sequence similarity 117 member Aa (gene fam117aa). Lineage: Eukaryota; Metazoa; Chordata; Actinopteri; Clupeiformes; Clupeidae. Bases 417 to 1574 code for a protein of 385 amino acids. The record is from RefSeq and is a predicted model, not a curated record. The transcript has 8 exons.